Oppia nitens is the source of this 738-nucleotide messenger RNA. RefSeq names its product motile sperm domain-containing protein 2-like. NCBI's taxonomy places the organism in Eukaryota, Metazoa, Arthropoda, Arachnida, Sarcoptiformes, Oppiidae. The transcript has 2 exons. The record is from RefSeq and is a predicted model, not a curated record. The coding region runs from base 1 to 738 and encodes 245 amino acids.
AUGAAUGAUUUACUAAAUGAACAAAACUUAUUGCGAGUGAAAACAUUGCGAAACCGAUUCCUACGGGAAUCGGAGGCCAACCCACACCUGUAUCAUAGGGUUGAUAUCAAACGUGUAGAGACCGAGGACUGGCAAUUGGAAAGAUUUCUAUCACCGAUAGACACCACCGAUAAUACCGAUGCCGAUGACGAUGAAGCCUACAAUCGACUGGUACGGGCCAUGCAAUGGAAACACGGGUUCGGACUACACGACCGACAGGAUGGCCACUAUCCCAGGGAAUUGUUCGAAAUAUUCGGUUCGGAACAGUAUAGUACCGAUACCGAGGGUAGACUAGUCCUAUGGGUUGUCCAUCGAAACUACCUGAAAAUCGGUGAACUAUCCCUACUGUUUCAUCAGUUUCUCGGUCAUCAAAUCGAGAAACUUGAUCGCCGUGCCGGUAAUCGGGGGUGGAUUACGGCCAACGAUUGCAGCGGUACGGGUAUGGCCAAUGUUGAUAUGUCGUUGGCCAAAUUUCGGGUCGAAUUGUUGAACUACUAUCCCCAGGGUAUGCGCCUAGGGYUGAACAUUGACCUACCUUGGCUAUUGGCACCGGUUUUCCGAUUGAUUAAGACAUUUAUGUCCAAACAUAUCAAAGAUCAGAUACUGUUGAUUAAGCGACACGAGUUGGUUGAUUGGAUACCCGUGGAGGACAUACCCGAGGGGUUUGGCGACAAGAUUUGCGUCCAUUAUAUCAAUUGA